AAGGAGAAGGACGGCGACUCCGACGACAACUCCUGUCCCCUCCAGUUCCUCGACUUCCAAGUCUUGGAUCCCAGCAAACAAUGUCCACGAUUUACAUCUGUUGUUCAGCGAAGUGAAGACGAGAGCGGCAUUGGGGCCGAAGAUAUGGAUGUCUUGCAGCUCGAGUUGGAGUCACUCCUGGUAUCUGUGGUCCAGAGGCAGCGACUUCUGGAGACGGAAAUGGAGUCAUUGACCAAUUGGUGUGACUCUAAGAAUAGAGACAAACGAUCGCCACAUAAACCGAGACCAUUGCUUUGUAUUAUAGAGUGA
This is a messenger RNA of Oppiella nova, 309 nucleotides long. The record is from the annotation of a GenBank genome assembly. Lineage: Eukaryota; Metazoa; Arthropoda; Arachnida; Sarcoptiformes; Oppiidae.